Magnolia sinica is the source of this 1557-nucleotide messenger RNA. Its product is annotated as serine carboxypeptidase-like 45. Gene Ontology annotation, biological process: proteolysis. The record is from RefSeq and is a predicted model, not a curated record. Lineage: Eukaryota; Viridiplantae; Streptophyta; Magnoliopsida; Magnoliales; Magnoliaceae. Bases 47 to 1438 code for a protein of 463 amino acids. The transcript is spliced from 10 exons. Gene Ontology annotation, cellular component: vacuole. Gene Ontology annotation, molecular function: serine-type carboxypeptidase activity.
UCUCUCUCUCUCUCUCUCUCUCUCUCUCGGCUGAAAGUCUGAAACUAUGCAAUCUGUGGCAUGGAAAACCACCAUGGCAGCAGCUGUCCUGCAUCUGUGGAUCUCAACCAUGGGAGUAGAAUCCUACUACCAAUCAUCGGACAUGAUAACCCAAUUGCCUGGGCAGCCUCCGAUCAGCUUCCAGCAUUUCUCUGGCUACAUUGCUGUCGAUGAGAAGGAACAGAGAGCUCUGUUCUACUACUUUGCUGAGGCCGAGAUUGACCCUGCUUCCAAGCCUCUUGUGCUCUGGUUGAAUGGAGGGCCUGGUUGUUCUUCAGUUGGAGUGGGUGCAUUCUCUGAAAAUGGGCCUUUGAGACCAAGUGGAGAGGUCUUGGUGAAAAAUGAGCAUAGCUGGAAUAAAGAAGCAAAUAUGUUAUACCUGGAGACACCAGCAGGAGUUGGGUUCUCUUAUUCUACUGAUACUAACUUCUAUGUGGGCGUGGAUGAUAAGAUAACAGCCAGGGACAAUCUGGUGUUCUUGCAGCGCUGGUUCGUCAAAUUCCCACAAUACAGGGGCAGAGAUCUGUUCAUAACAGGCGAAAGUUAUGCUGGUCAUUAUGUUCCACAGCUCGCUCAGCUCAUGAUCCAAUUCAACAAAAAGCAGAAGCUAUUCAAUCUCAAAGGAAUCGCUAUCGGAAAUCCGGUUCUUGAAUUCUCCACAGACUUCAAUUCGAGAGCGGAGUACUUCUGGUCGCACGGGUUGAUAUCAGAUUCGACAUACCGGAUGUUCACUUCUUCAUGCAACUACUCACGGUACGUGAGCGAGUACUACAGGGGCUUUGUUUCCCCUAUUUGUGCCAGCGUGAUGAGCCAGGUGAGCCGAGAAACCAGCAGAUUUGUAGACAAGUAUGAUGUCACUCUGGAUGUCUGUAUAUCGUCGGUUCUCUCACAAUCCAUGGUUCUCAGUCCUCAGCAAGUCACUGAGCAUAUAGAUGUCUGCGUGGAAGAUGAAACGGUGAAUUAUCUCAACCGAAAAGACGUGCAAGCGGCUCUGCACGCCCGUCUCAAAGGAGUCACUAGAUGGUCUGUUUGCAGCAGCAUCUUGGAUUACGAACUGCUUAAUCUGGAGAUACCCACAAUUACUGUUGUGGGCUCACUCAUCCAAUCGGGUAUUCCGGUCUUGGUCUACAGUGGAGACCAAGAUUCCGUGAUCCCCUUAACUGGGAGCCGUACGCUAGUCCAUGGUUUGGCAUCUGAAUUAAGAUUAAACGCCACGACUCCUUAUAGAGUCUGGUUCGAGGGGAAGCAGGUUGGCGGAUGGACUCAAGUGUAUGGAAACAUCCUCUCCUUCGCCACCAUCAGAGGAGCUUCUCACGAAGCUCCGUUCUCUCAGCCGGAGAGAUCACUUGUUCUAUUCAAAGCAUUUCUUCAAGGCCAGCCGCUACCAGAAUCAUUCUGAUAUACUUGAUCAGAUAUCCUACAGGAACUGAGGGAGAGAUGCUAACUCUCUGAUCUACUGAUCAGAUGUUCUACAGGAACUGAGAGUUUUCAAAUGGUAUUUAAUAGGAAGUUGAAAAA